AUGUCACCAUCCGCAUCCUUGCACCGGCCGCCGCACAAGCUCGGUGACGUCGUGGAGGUACGCUGUGAAGAUGACGGAAUGUGGUAUGAAGCUGUGGUGGAACAUGAGACUGCAGACGGACGCUUCAUGGUGCGCUUCGACAAAGAUGGCUACGAGUAUCAUUAUCCACUGACUGCCUGGAGGGUACCCAAGGUUCGACAUUCGAUCGUGGACCUCAAGGAGGGUGAAGUACUGAAGGGACGUGUAACUGACGUGACAUCCAUGGGCUGCUAUGUCGAUAUCGGCGCAGACGAAGAAGGCUUCGUGCACAUCUCACAGAUCAGGGAUGGUGUCGACAGAGCCUCCGACGAGGUUCGCAGCGGACAGGAUGUUACCGUGCGGGUAUUGUCUUCCAGCAGUGGCUCACUCAAGUUGUCGAUGAAGCCGGCACGAGGCGAGAACCUUGUGGCUUUCCAAGAUCUUCAGGACGGCACGCUCCUCCAUGCCACGAUCACUCAGAUCCUUCCGUCUGGUGCCCUCGCAACCGUGCAGCUCCCACAAGGGGGCACUCCCUGCCCAGGGUACAUCGCGAAAGCCAACAUGGGCCGCUUUGUCGUACGAGUCGAGGAUGUACUUUCGCUGGGGCAAGAGGUGUGCGUCAAGGUGGUCUCUACAAAAAAUGAUCGACUGUCUCUCGCGCUCAACGACUCCCUGGACCUCAGCUACUUUGCAGGCUUGGGCAACGACACCUGGAUUGAUGCGAAAGUCGAGCAUGUGGCGCCAUUUGGUGUCUUCCUCGAAGUGCCUUGUCCAUCCAAAGCGGAAGCAGUCACUGGCCUAUUGCCUGUGUCUGAGAUGGCAGACUUCUUCGUUGCAGACCCGAACGAUCUUGUCAGCGUGGGGGAUGAACUGCUGGUCCGUGUGAUCGGCACGGAGGAAGGAAAGCUCGUUGUGUCUGCCAAGCCCAUCGAAAUCGAAGCAGACCUGACACCUUUCCGCGCAGUCGCCGGAAGAGACCAGUUCCUUUCAGGAUCUGUGCAAGCUGUCUCGUCAUACGGAGCGUAUGUGAUGGUGCAGCCGCCAAGCGGUGGGAUUGCAUGCCGGGGAUUUGUCAUGACAUCG
This is a messenger RNA of Symbiodinium necroappetens, 1101 nucleotides long. NCBI's taxonomy places the organism in Eukaryota, Dinophyceae, Suessiales, Symbiodiniaceae. The record is from the annotation of a GenBank genome assembly.